Paraphaeosphaeria sporulosa is the source of this 870-nucleotide messenger RNA. RefSeq lists its product as uncharacterized. The record is from RefSeq and is a predicted model, not a curated record. Bases 203 to 769 code for a protein of 188 amino acids. The transcript has a single exon. NCBI's taxonomy places the organism in Eukaryota, Fungi, Ascomycota, Dothideomycetes, Pleosporales, Didymosphaeriaceae.
UUCUCGCUCCCGCCGCCAGCAGCGCUAGACGGCCUGCUGGGUCCCCAUCUUUCAUUACUGCUGGAUGAAAGCGCGGCGCCCGUGGGCCAGCGGCGCGCCUCAGUGCUCCCUUGUGCUGUCACCGUCUGUCCGCUGUACGCGGGCGCCUGUCGCUGUCGCCCGCCGUGGCCAGGUGGGCCUUGGUCAGUGAAGACCACCGGUGAUGUCAGCCGUCGCGGGACCGGCAGCAGGACAGGACGUGAUGCCAGCGACUCGAGCCAGCCUCCAAACAAGCAUCACGGCAGCGGAAGCUUGUCGUCACCAGGCGCCCACGUCGCCGUCUUCGCCCGCCUGUUCGCUGUGGCCGCGACGGCUCCCUGCCGUCCCAUCGUCUCUGCAAGACGCCGGCCAGCAGCGAACGGCCAUCCUCUGUACAACACCAUGCGACGCCCCUGCUUCCACAGCAAAGGUACACGCUGAGCCGCCCGCAUACUCGUGCGUCCAUCUCGGGCAUGCACGGCCCAGCUGCUGCUGCAGCGCAACUCGCCAAAGUGCUCGGCUGUCGAAUUGUCACGCCGCAGACCGCACCUCUCGUCCGGGGCCCAGCAGCCAUCCACUCACAAUUCCCUCGGCACACGCCCCAGCCAGGCUUCUGCACGCCAGCCGUCGUUUUUGCUGCAAGUCGCUGCCCGCACAGACCCAUCCGAAGAUCUGGCGACAUCCGCGCCGUCGGGUUUGCGCCCUGAGCUCAUCCGCCACGAACAGCGGCCUGGUAAUUAGUUGCACUUGAACAUUAGUCAGCCGUCGGCUUUCGUCGUUUUGCAUGUGUUGCGCUCUCGUUGGGGACUGCUGCCGCGACGCUCGCUGUGUUUCCAAGGCUGCUGUUUGAAU